GAGAAUCAGUUUCAGAACUGCGUUACAGAAAAAUGAGAACUAGAUUUCUAAACACAGACUACUUCUCUUCUCCAAACGAAGAAACCCUAACGUUUCUGAAUCUUCCAAUCCCUAAUCUCCUUCCUUCUCUGCAUCUCCCUAACUUAAACGCACUAAUAUUCUCCUCUCUCGAUCCCUACUCAAACAUCUCCAUUGAAAUCGACAGAUUUCCGAUCGAUGCAGCUCUAUCUAAGUUUAUUUCUCACGUAACACCUCGGAAAAUCGACGUUGAUGAUCUACAUUUUGAGGAUCGCACCUCGCGCAUUUACUCUGUGUCCGAGAAAGAGGAAGAGACUGCUACUGCUGCUGUAGAUACUGAGCUUGCACAUGGAUCUGAAGUCAUUUUGCAAUUUGAAGAGCCUGAGCUUGAUGCAUUGGCGGAAAAUUUGCUCCUUCCUGAGGAGCACUUGGAAAAUCUCUCAGAAGCUCCGGAGAUUGAGAUUGAUCCAGAUUUUCUUAGGCCAGGAAUUAAGAUGCAGAACUCUGACAAAGUUCAACAAUACGUUUAUUCAGUUGAAGAUGUUACUUUAGACUAUGACAUGAUUAAACAGGCUUCUGUUUUAGAUGAUGAUUCUGGUCAAGAGAAAAUGAACUUCCAUCAUAUCUCCUUUCCUCUUCUCGAAGUGGAUGAGAUAAAUCUGAGAAAUCUGGAAGACCUAUCUAUGGAAGAUGAACUUUCGUCAUUCUCUGAUAAUAUUAAUUUCCAAUGGACUCAGAAUGAUAACCCGCUAAGUGAUGGGGCAGAGCUAUUGGAUUCUAUGCGCUAUGAUGUUCUUGAGUUCCUUUCAGAUCAUUGUCUAUCAAAAAUUGUUCUUGAAUCUGAGCCUGCGUCCAUGGACAUAGUUUUGGCAGUGGACAUUAUAGGCAUGAUUGACAAUGUAGAAUCAGCAUAUUGUUCUCUGCCGGUGAAUCCACCUGUUUUCCAGGAAUAUGAAUUCUUUGAAAUGGACUCGUCUCAAGCUUGUGAAGUCUUCUUUGAGAAGCAAAAAUCUGAUGUACCAGAAACAUGGGAUUGGAUUUUCUGCAAAGACAAGAAUUUUAAGGAUUUCAAUGAAUUAAUUGUUAGUUCUGAGCUAGCUCUGGUGGAUGAGAUAUUUAAAACAAUGCCUACACCUAUUCUAUCUAAUGGUGACAAAGUAAAACCAUUGUAUUCCUUUAUCGAGAAAAUACUAGACAAAGUAAAGCCAGAAUCCUUUUCUCUAGUUGAUGGGAUUUACCUGGAUUGGCACCUAUUAGAAGAAGAUAAAUGCAACAGUGGGACGUUCUGCUACUGGAAUGUGUUGAAGUUGGAUUUACACAAAACUGAUUUUGACUGGGAUUGUUUUGACGAGAGAAAGGAGGUGAUAGAUCUAGCUUUAUCUGAUUGUGAUUUGGAUGAUCCAAAAAUUAUGGAGCCUGAGGAAUCACUGAAUAUGUUUUCUGAAGUCAAUUCCAGUGUUAAACAGAUGGGAGUUGAGUCAAGUAAGUUGUCAGAUGAUAAAUGCUCAAAAUCAGAAAAUGCGAAGCCCUUAGCUAAGGAAAAUGCUGAGAAGGCAACACUGUUAUUCAAAUCUAUGUCACAAUUCAAUGAUCUGGAUUUUUUCUUGAAUCAUGGGAAAGCCACUGGUGGAGGAAAAAGUGAAUCUGUAAUCACAGCGCUAGGUCCUAGUACUACAUUUCCCAAGGAAAGUGAGUCUCGUUCUAUUUUAGCUGCAGAUGAUAACGUGGAUGACCACAGAAUGGAGAAGGUGUUACAUUUUUCACCUAUGAAGGAUGAUCAUAGCUUGAGAAGUUUAGAAGCUGCAGAUAGAGUAGAAGCUUGCGGCUUGCCUGUGGCAGAUCCUAAUGUGCCCAAUCAGAUGAAAUCAGAGCCAAGUCAAGGGUGCUUGAUGUCUUCCCCUGAGAUAGUAAUUGUUGUGAAUACACAAAAUUUUGACAAGGAAAUGAUAGUAUCUAGAAGAAGCACAUACCAAAAAAUCCUUGCAAUGGAGAAAGAGGGAUUACAAGUUGUAGAACGUGACUUAGAUCUGCCUGUGGAUGUUGUUAUUAUUUCUGCUAUUUGCUUGGUGUGGUACGAUUGCAGAAACAUUAGAAAGAAGGCAACUGCUGCAGAUGAAGCUUCUUCUUCCUUGCCAAUAUGCAUUGACAAUAUAGCUACAAAUGUUCUCACAUUGCUAAGUUGCGCGUUCAGCUGCUGUGUUCUGGUAUUUGAGGGAGAUACUAACUUCCUUUCUACUGUAAUGGAAUCCUCAGAUGGACUCUAUGCAGCAGCUGCAAGCCUGGGAAUUGAUUUACAGCUUUUCUGUUCCUAUUCGUCUGAGCUGACUGAUGAAAUUAUAUUAAGUAAUAUCUGUUAUGCCGCUAAGCUGUAUCAGGGUGCCUGUCCUAAAAUGCCCGAAUCAGAAACCCUAGCAGAAUCAUUCCUUACGAAAUUUCCUUCAAUUAAUCCGUUGACAGCUCAUGCUAUACUGUCUUCAGAAGGCUUGCUCAUCGAGUUUCUAGGGUGGUCAAAUGAACGCAGGAUCCUCGCAGUUCAGCAGCAUUAUGUUUCUGAAGAAAGCAUUGCUCUGUUUAGUGCUUUGUGCAGCUAUGGUGAACGUGAGGAUUCUAAAUCUAUUAUGACCGACUGCUCCUCCUCUGUCUCUUCGGGUCCUGACUCAAAUAAGGAUAAUUUUAAUGUUGUUUCUGAAAUAAGACAAAGAAAAUGCAUGCGUAGCCCACAAAAAGUUGACAUGUGUGUGGCCGACAUGUGGCAGCCUGAGCCCUUAAAUCAGUUCCUUGAUGAUACACGCCUUCCUGCAGUGUCAGGGCUAGAUAACUGUUGGAUCUCAAGGGAGAGUGAAAUUUUAAACGAAUUUCAAUGGCCAGAGCUAUCUUUGAACGAUUUGUCUGGUCACAAACAGGGAUCUGGAACUGCUCAGAUGGUGGAUUCUUCUCCUAUCUCCAAGCAUUAUGAUUGUCAGAAAUCCAAAGGUCCUCUGAUAUUAGAUGAAAUUAAAAUGUCACGAUCUUAUUUGAAUGAUAACUUGUCGGAUGAAAAUUACUGGGCGGAAAUGACAACUAAGAAGAAGUUGGACUGGAGUAACACAAGAACAUCUAAUGUUCUGCAUGAAGAUGUUUUAGGUGAAGUUAUUGACCUUACCGAUUAUCUGGGUAAGGACGUUCCUUCAAUCACUAACUCCAUUUAUUUUUCAACUUGGCCACCAGAUAGAGAAGAGGACUCUAGAAAGUCUAAGGCUCCCAGAAGAUUGUCAUUUGAUAAAAAUUGUGGCCCCACGUUUCCUACUGCUGCUGCAAUCAACUCCAGGUCAGAUUUACUGUAUUCGGAAAUGGAUCAUUUACAAAGCUCGCAGCAAAAUAAUGAAUACCCUGAUUGUGGCAUGCCUUUAAAACAUCCAAAAGAGCUAUUAGAGGACAUUUUAGCGCAAGGAUCUACAAGAAAUGCCAAAGCAUCACCAUUCAAGGAGGAGAUUUCACAUUUUGGAGGAACACCAUUGUCUAAAGCAAUUCAUUCUACAUAUCCACAAGCAGGUUCACCCUGGACAUUAGAGUUUCUCAAUAGAAUUCGGGAAAAGAGUAGACAGCGGCAGCAGUCCCUCCCAUGUGAUUCACCAACUCCUGAUUUUGGCUUUACGGGUAGCAUUCCAAAAGUUGUGAAGAGAAGAAGUCCAUCAAUUCUUGAGUUUUUCAAGUACAAAGGGGGAAGUAAUCGUGGGAAAGCACCGGAACAAAAGAAGCAGAAGCAGUCAAGACAAUUGUCAAGCGCAUCCAAGAGCGCUAGAGCUCAAGCCUCUUUUGUUCCAGCAUCGACACCAAUUGAUAAGAGAUCAAGACAGACCUUAUCAUUUGCAUUGAAUGAAAAUGGAAGUCAGACUAGGCUUGUGUGGAGUGAUGGAAGUGCACACCGUCUUAAUAAAAAGUUCCGUCAUCAAUGAUUGAAGGUCAAGAAGUAAUAUGAACAUAACUUCAAGGAUUCCUGUUUUUGGCUGCUUGAAAAGCUUCACUGUUACAAAAAGAGGUUUCUCCCAUAAACAGGUUCCUUCCUGAACUGGAACUUUCUCCAGUUUGAAUGUUGUUUUUCCGACAUCCUCUGGCACCAAGGAUAUAAUCAACGCGGGUUUCUUUAAUCGUGGCACCUGAAGCAGAGAUUCAAAACAAGGUAAGUGCUUUCUUGCUCGUAAAUUUAUGAAUUGCUUGAUCAAACUGCACACAUUGUUCACCUUCUUAUCUACAUAUAUAGCAAUGCAACUAGAAUCCAAACAAAGCAUAAAUCCAUAUAGAAUAGAGUGACUAGGAACAUUUACACAUUGUUAUAUUGAUACCUGAGUUGCCUGAAACUGCAACUUGAAUACAGCUUUGAUCUUUUUAUUGUCGUUCCUCCAAGAUUUAAACAUGGUUUUUGGAUUUACUCUGGGUUCUCAGAGAAUCUUCAUUAAAAGUCUCACUUCUCCUUAGGAUACUCCAAACUUGGACUUCUUUGUGACAAUUUCUUUUUGUUAUUUGUAAUUUGGACGACAAAAAACUGUGAUUUCUUCUCAACUAGGAAAAGACAAUCUAAAAGCCGCAAGAAAGCUGCAUCUGUGGGUUUUUUUCUGGUUUAUCUUUGUAAAAUAAACCAAGUUGGGUAGGGUACAGUUCAAAUCCAGAUACAAAUUGAAACCGUUAUAGAAUAAAAAAUUAAAGAAACUUCUCUGUACUGGAUCAAGCAAACCAUGUGACAUACAUUAUUGUAAAGAACCUUAUAGCUGUACAAUUCUUUAGUUUUCUUUUUAAUGCAGUAAAGCACGAGGUGCUGAGUUUUAAAUGA
Molecule: messenger RNA, 4825 nt
Organism: Mercurialis annua (annual mercury)
Lineage: Eukaryota; Viridiplantae; Streptophyta; Magnoliopsida; Malpighiales; Euphorbiaceae
Product: protein SHORTAGE IN CHIASMATA 1
Exons: 8
Coding region: 33-3953 (1306 amino acids)
Biological process (GO): resolution of meiotic recombination intermediates; reciprocal meiotic recombination
Source: RefSeq, a predicted model, not a curated record